AUGAGCUCUCGUCGUGCAGGCGCUCCUCGCGGCAGCUCCAGUCGGAAACAGGCGCUCGAGGACAUUAAACGCAUGCGUGACGGAGAUGCGUCAGCCGUUGCCGUGUCCGGCUCUCGCUUGGCGCAGUACAAGCCCCAGGAGGACAGUAUUUACAAGGCCAUGUCGGAGCAAGAGUACGAAGAUCUGGUGCGUCAGCGACGUCAAGGCCUCCCAUUCGUCGAAAAUGACGACGGGGAAAUGGGUUACUACGACGACGGAGAGGAGCAGUUCUUUGAAUCGGACGGAGACGACGACGAUGCAGCAGCAGCAGGAAACAGCCGCGCGAGCAAGCACAAGAGUAACGAUAGCGACGAUGCGAGCGGCAAGAAGCGCAGUGCCGGUGCGCUGUCGUCUUCGUAUGUACGACGUGCAAAGAAGAUGCAGCGAGCCAAGCUGGGGGGAGCUGGGGCAGGAGGAGAAGGACAGAAGAUUGCUAACCUCUUUUUCUCCAAGUCGACGUCAACGGGACAAACGCUGCACAAGGACCGGAGAAGCGGACACGCAGGAACAAGCACGGGUGCUUCUACUCGUGCUAAGUACGAUAUGGAUCUUGAUAGUUUACUGGACGACUUGACGAGCAACCCGACCGCGUCGCGACAGGGCUAUGUCCCACCUGUGUCGUACUCGACCGGAUCCUUGACGUUUCCGUCGAGAGCGACGUCUGCUUCGAGUGUGCAACCACGUGGUGCUGCAGUGACUGCGAAGUCGGUAGUGUCGAGUGUAGACGAAGACGAGGACGAGACAAUGGAGGAGAGUGGAGACUUGGAUGAGGGGCUGAUUGAGCAUGAUGAGAUGGACGGAGACGAUGUGGAAGAUGAGAGAGCAGAUGAAGCUGAGCACAACCACGUGUCGGAAAGUGAGCAGAAUGGAGAUGAGCUGGAGACCGCUGAUAGAAGUGUAGACAAGCCGGUGAUGAGUAAGAGGGAGAGGAUGCUGCAGAAAGCUCGGGAAGCACGACUGCAGUCGUCGGCACCGACUGCACGAGCUCUUUCUGCUCCGGUGGAGCCCAAGAACCGAUUGGAGGAUAGGACACAGGUGACUGCUGUGCCGUCUAAUGAAGUGACGGAAUGGUGGCAGGUUGGUGGAGAUCAGUCGAAUGAUAUUAGCAUGGCAGACGCUAGCUCAGUAGAGAAUGCCGAGGCCGAAGCAUCACCUGUUGCGGUAGACUCAGUCCAGAUGUACUGGAUGGACGCAGUUGAAGUGCGCGAGCGUCCAGGCAAGAUCUACCUUAUUGGCAAAAUGAAGGUCGCGAGUCCUGAUGGAUCAAACAAGCCCCCUAUGUACAAGAGCUGCUGUGUGGUCGUGAACAACUUGCAACGAUACAUGUACCUUGUUCCGAAAGGCACAUCGCUGAUUGACCUUAGUAAAAAUGAGCAGCAAGAGGUUUGGAUGAAAAUGCACGAGGAAAUUCACAACGUUCUGGUUCCUUCCUGUAUCACUAGCAAACGUGAUCAGGAAGAAUUCAGGACCAAACUGGUAGAGCGCAAUUACGCGUUCGAGGAAGCCAGCAUUCCACGUGGCAAGAACCUGUAUCUGAAGGUCAAAUAUCUUAGCAAGUAUCCUGCACCGCCGACCGACUUUUGCUCGCGUGGUGGGAAGACGUUCUCUCGUAUUUGUGGGGCGUUUACGAGACCGCUGGAAAACUUCCUGCUGACUCGCCGGCUUUUGGGGCCAGGAUGGGUUGAAAUCAGUAAUGUUCGCAAGUGCACCGAAGGCGUCAGUUUCUGCAAGGCGGAGUACGAGACAUUCGACCCGAAGAAUGUUACCCCUAUUGCUAGCGGCAUGGCCGCCCCUCCACUCACAGUGAUGAGCAUUAGUCUUAAAAGCGUUUGCCACCCCAUGACUGGCAAGCACGAGAUAGUAGCGCUUUCUGCUAUCACUGAGACUGGUAUUAGCGCCGAAGGAGCUGGCAAGGGUAGAAAUGGUGCACGUCAUACAUUAUCACACUUCACGGCGAUUCGACCGCUGGAUGGAAACAGUGGCUUUCCCCAGUCAUUCGCAGAAGCAGCUAAGAGAGAUGAUCGCUUUGGCACGAAAGCUGAAAAUGGCGCGCUGAGCAUAAAUAGUGAGCGUCUGCGUGUGGAAAUAAACGAGCGCGUAAUGCUAAGCUACUUUCUCACGCGUGUUCAGCUAGAAGACCCGGACGUCAUCGUCGGCCACAACUUGCACAAGUACGGACUGGAGCUGCUGAUCUCGCGAAUUGACAAUUUUAAGCUUGGCGGGCUGUGGUCAAAGCUUACACGACUACGUCGUGGCCGUCUAAAUCCGAUGAAUGUUGGUGAAGGAUGGAACGAGUACAGGAUGGACGACAUGGUCAAUGGUCGACUCUUCUGCGAUACGUAUGUGUCGUCAAAGGAGUUGCUUCCUUCACAAAAUAACUACACUCUUUCAUUUUUGGUGGAAGAACACCUGCACAAGCAGCGCCUGGAUGUCGAGAUGACCGAGAUCCCUCAAAUUCUACUUGGUGGUCCCGAUAAUUUCGUCAAGUUCUUGCGGCAUACAUUGGAUGAUGCCAUGUUCGUAUUGCAUCUAAUGCACAAGCUUGAAAUUUUACCGCUGUCGAAACACCUGUCCAACUUGUGUGGUUACUUGUGGACGCGAACGCUGGAGGCAAACAAACGUGCAGAGCGAAUCGAGUAUUUGCUGCUCCACGAAUUCAGUCGGCCAAAAAACAAAUUUAUUGUCCCGGAAAAGUACAAAACGAGAACGGACGCUGACAAACUGAACAAGAAACGAGAGGCUUCUUAUGCAGGUGGUAUGGUGUUUGCGCCGAAGAAGGGCCUGUACGACAACUUCGUCGUGCUGCUGGAUUUCAUGAGUCUGUACCCCUCCAUCAUCCGCGAAUACAACAUUUGUUUCACCACUGUAGAACGACAGCUGAUCACGGAUGUGCCAGAUGUGUCGUCGAAGAGAAAGAAGAAAUCAAAGCCGACGCCUCAACCUGAGAACGAUGACGUUGUGGACGAUAACGAAAUGGAUGAACACCUUGAUUGCGCCGCUGAUCCCAGCGCUGAGUCAGAAAUUCCAGCCUUACCUAGUUGCGCAAGCGAACCCGGCAUUUUGCCGGCUGUCAUCAAGCGUUUACUGGAGUCGCGGAAACAAGUGAAACUGCAGCUGAAAAUUGAACAGAAGGAGGGCAACCUGGAGAAGGCAAUCCUACUCGAUAUUCGUCAGAAGGCAAUCAAACUGACAGCAAAUUCGAUGUACGGCUGUUUGGGGUUUCGCUUUUCUAGGUUUUACGCAAAACCUAUUGCGGCGUUGAUUACAUCGACGGGUCGGCAAACGCUGCAGAGAGCCAAAGAGGUGGCAGAGCAAGAGUGUGGCUACGAUGUCGUGUACGGUGAUACGGAUUCUAUCAUGGUGGACUCGCGCACCGAAAUCCUCGAUGAAGCCAAGCGCAUUGGUCGCGAAAUUCAGACGCAGUGUAACAAGCACUUCAGAUUACUGGAACUUGAAGUCGAUUACAUUUUCAAGCGGAUUCUGCUCCUGAAUAAAAAGAAGUACGCGGCACUGGUGCUCAAGGAGCGGCCCAACUGCGAGCCCACUUUCGACAAGGAGGUUAAGGGUCUUGACAUGGUGCGUCGCGAUUGGUGUGUCAUCUCCAAGACGGUGGGCAAUGAAGUGCUCGACUUCAUCUUGUCUGGUAAGUCUCGUGACGAUGUGGUGGAAAGCAUCCAUGAGCAUCUGGAACAUGUGGCAGAGCGCGUGCGCUCGGGAAAGGAACCCAUUGAACAGUUCGUCAUCACAAAGAGUUUGAAUAAGCUACCUGAGCAGUACCCCGACCGUGCAAAACAAUACCACGUGCAAGUCGCGAUCGCACUGCGUGCUCUGGGAAAGCCCGUUGGAGUAGGGACCCAUAUUCCGUACGUGCUUUGCAAGGAGGAAGAGCCUGGGAGUGGACGUCGUGCCUACCAUCCAGACGAGGUAAAGCGGGCAGGCGAGAAGCUCCACAUCGAUGUCGAGUGGUACCUUGAAUCACAGAUUCACCCGCCAGUAAAUCGACUGUGCGCCCACAUUGAAGGAACAUCGAGUCCGCAGCUAGCACACUGCUUGGGUCUCGACACAGCGAAAUUCUCGCACUCUGUCAGUCAUUUUGGCGAAGAGAAUGACGAGGGCGACGCAAUUCCAAGCGUUCUGCAGAAUGACGCUGACCGUUUCAAGGAUUGCAUUCAUCUCGAGAUCACUUGCGAUCGAUGUGAAAUGGCUAGUGCUUUUCCUGGCGUGUUUUGCACGUCUGAGAAAGACAGCUCCGUUUCUAGUGGACUGCUUUGUCCAGUAUGUAAAGCGAACUUUUGGGGUUUUGAUCAGGAAGGUAUUUACGGAAACGUAGGCGAUGACUUCCAGGCAGUGCUGUCGAACCGUCUCCACCUUGCGACGCGCCAAGCGACGAAGAGAUACUACGAAGCGUGGACGAUCUGCUCUGAUGUAAUGUGCAAGAUGCGCACCCAAAAGCAGUCACUUCGUGGCAAUGGCAAUAUCUGCUCGGCGGCAGGGUGCAGGGCAACGACUGUUCUCGAAUAUCCGGAUAGCGCGCUGUACACGCAGCUCAAGUAUUUCGAAUCCCUCUUUGAUGCUGAGCGUGCUCAAAAGAAGCUGCGCGAGGAGAAGGAACGCGUAUCAGGCACAAAUACAAACGUGGAGCCUCCAGCGCUUUCUGAGCGUCAUUGUGCUGUAUUACGAAAGCUGCUUUCCCAGGCCGAGGAGGCUGUCCAUCGAGACGACUACAACUGGAUCAAGCCUUCUCUGUGGCAGACGCUGUUCACGUAA
Messenger RNA from Peronospora matthiolae, 4806 nucleotides. The record is from the annotation of a GenBank genome assembly. NCBI's taxonomy places the organism in Eukaryota, Oomycota, Peronosporomycetes, Peronosporales, Peronosporaceae.